AUGACAGUAUCUCUCACAAGACAAAUUAAAAUAAUCCCAAAACCAAUUCUUAAUAUCGAUGAUCAAUGUUAUGAAGCUGAAUAUUAUGAAAAGACAUAUUCCUUUUGUCUUCGCCGAACUGGUUCAAAUAAUAUUUAUGCCUACAAUUUUAAUACAGCACAAAUAUUUUGUAGCCAACGUGGUGGAUAUUUAGCAGAGAUAAAUGACGAUGGUGAACAUAAUUUUAUAUUGAACACCGUGAUUAUGUUACAUAAUCAGACAGAUCCACCAGCACCCAAUUUCAUCUGGAUUGGGGGACAAUUAUCAUUAUCCGAUCGAAGUGAUAAUAAAUACAUAUGGAUAACAUCACAAAAAGAAAUUAGCAAAGAUUUAUGGUGUCCUGGUGAAUGCAAUGUAAAAGGAAGACCCAUGGUGAUGCUGAAAACGUUUUGUCAAAUACCAUCAUCGAAACCACACAUUUGCCUCGGAACAAGACUAAAAGCAACAGAGCAAGCACCAUUUAUCUGCGUUUAUAACCGAAGAGAGCAAGCACAUUCCAUUUCGAUAGCAACGGAUUGGAAAAAAAGAGAAAAUUUUCCAGUAAUUAUUUAUGAUAAAGAUAAAUGCAUUGUUGUUCAAUCAUCUAAUAAUCUUUAUUAUUUCUGUUUUCGACGCCAAAAUUGUACGGGAACAAAUGCUUAUUGUUUAAAAUGGAUUCAAGCUAAAAAUGUUUGUCAGUCUAAAGGCGGUGAUCUUUUAACAAUUGAAACAGAGAAUGAAAGACAAUUUGUAUCAAGUAUUGUUAUAAAAUAUUUGAACGAAUCGUUGUUAACUCACAAUGGUAGUACGUACAAAAAUUAUCAAUUGGCACAAUAUCUUUGGAUUGAUGGUGUUAGAACUUCAAGUAGGUGAUCAUUUCUGCUACAGAUACUGUAAGUAGUAAAUUUUCUGUUAUUAUUUUUUAUGCAAUAAUUUGACAUAUACGUGGAGCGUAAACGGUAACAGAAUUUUGAAUGAUUUAUGGUGUGAAAAUAAUUGUACGAGUCGAUCACGUGAGCGCGUAAUGUUGAGAACAUUUUGUACCAGUAAUCCUAAAGUCGUCUGUCUCGGCACAAAAGAUGGAUGGAAUCCGGGACCAUUUAUUUGUAAAAAAAGACUUUUAAUUGA
Didymodactylos carnosus is the source of this 1146-nucleotide messenger RNA. Lineage: Eukaryota; Metazoa; Rotifera; Eurotatoria; Philodinida; Philodinidae. The record is from the annotation of a GenBank genome assembly.